Stomoxys calcitrans (stable fly) is the source of this 1774-nucleotide messenger RNA. RefSeq lists its product as uncharacterized. Gene Ontology annotation, cellular component: extracellular region. NCBI's taxonomy places the organism in Eukaryota, Metazoa, Arthropoda, Insecta, Diptera, Muscidae. Gene Ontology annotation, molecular function: chitin binding. The coding region runs from base 80 to 1774 and encodes 564 amino acids. The record is from RefSeq and is a predicted model, not a curated record. The transcript has a single exon.
UUUGUAGUCUUCAAUUAUUGGUUUCCCAGAAUAAGAUCUACGAACCUUAAGAAAAACAAAAAACAUAAAGAGAAGUAAAAUGAAAAUAUUUUUGCUAACCAUACUUAUGGCCCUAAGUGGCCUAAGUCAGUCGAAUCAAGAUGUAAGUCCUAAUACGGAAUUUCAACGUUUGAUUGAUGCUACGGCCAAUUCUGAUCCUGAAAAUAUAAUGCGCCGCCUUUAUGGUAUUUAUCUGCUGCCCCAUCCUCAAUCAUGCCAAGCCUACUACUUACGCAUCCACGGUCAAAUGCAUUUGAUGAAGUGCGGCCCCGAUACCAUGUGGAACUACAAAACUCAACAAUGUGAAAUAGCCAACCGUGCCGAAUGCUAUGUCAAGUCUCCCCAAGAUGAGAAUAAUAUUGCCAGGUUCAGCAAUGAAUGCUGUCAGCCCUUGUCCACCACGACAAUAGGGGAUUGGACCACCAACGAUUUCCAUCCAACAGGUUCUUAUCAUACAGCAACGACAGGCGAUGACUGGCAAACAACAGAAUUCCAUCCCACAGGUUCUUAUCAUACAGCAACAACGGAUGAUAGUUGGCAUACUACAACUUUCCAUCCUACUGGAUCCGGGCAUACGGCUUCAAACACCGCCACAACAGAAGAAAUUGGAUUUUCCACUACUAGUGGAACAACAACGGAUGAUAGUUGGCAUACAACAACUUUCCAUCCUACUGGCUCCGGGCAUACGGCUUCAAACACCGCCUCAACAGAAGAAAUUGGAUUUUCCACUACUAGUGGAAUAACAACUACAGGAACCACAGGAACAUGGUCAACCACUACGGAAACCACAACAUGGCCAACUACCACAGGUACAACAACAUGGUCGACUACCACAGGAACAUCAACUUGGUCGACUACCACAGGAACUUCAACCUGGCCUACCACCACAGGAACUUCAACCUGGCCUACCACCACAGGAACUUCAACCUGGCCUACCACCACAGGAACAUCGACUUGGCCAUCUACAACAGAAACAUCAGCCUGGCCGACCACCACAGGAACAUCAACAUGGCCGACUACUACAGGAACACCAACCUGGCCGACUACCACAGGAACAUCAACUUGGCCAACGACUACAGGAACUUCAACCUGGCCUACCACCACAGGAACUUCAACCUGGCCUACCACCACAGGAACAUCGACCUGGCCGACUACCACAGGAACUUCAACUUGGCCUACCACCACAGGAACAUCAACCUGGCCGACUACUACAGGAACAUCAACCUGGCCGACUACCACAGGAACAUCAACUUGGCCCACGACUACAGGAACUUCAACCUGGCCUACCACCACAGGAACUUCAACCUGGCCUACCACCACAGGAACAUCGACCUGGCCGACUACCACAGGAACAUCAACAUGGCCUACUACCACAGGAACAUCAACAUGGCCCAUUACCACAGGAACAUCAACCUGGCCGACCACCACAGGAACAUCAACAUGGCCGACCACCACAGGAACAUCAACCUGGCCGACCACCACAGGAACAUCAACAUGGCCAACCACCACAGGAACUUCAACUUGGACCACCACUACAGAGCCCAACAAAAAACCCAAACCUUUAGUGAAAUGUCCUAGAGAUAAGCUAAGCUAUUUGGCCCAUCCCCAGGAUUGCAAUAAAUAUUUUAUUUGUAUUAUGGGUAAUCCCAUAAUGACAUCGUGUCCUGAGGGACUAAAUUGGGAUGUCAAGAAGAAAACAUGCAAUUAUCCCCAAUUUGCUCAAUGCUUUGCUUAA